Octopus bimaculoides (California two-spot octopus) is the source of this 3359-nucleotide messenger RNA. RefSeq lists its product as uncharacterized. Gene Ontology annotation, cellular component: centrosome; mitotic spindle pole; midbody. Gene Ontology annotation, molecular function: microtubule binding. NCBI's taxonomy places the organism in Eukaryota, Metazoa, Mollusca, Cephalopoda, Octopoda, Octopodidae. Gene Ontology annotation, biological process: cytoplasmic microtubule organization; positive regulation of cytokinesis; mitotic spindle midzone assembly. The record is from RefSeq and is a predicted model, not a curated record.
GCCAGUUUCCCUCCACCGCUUGUGGAUUAUUGUCUUCUAACUUUUACUCGAGUUGUAAAUAAGGUUUUUUAUCGAGUAACAACUGUAUUAAUGCAAGACAAGCUCUCACAGCACCCAGGGGAAAAAAAGCUACAAAACAAAGGAGUAAUCAAGCCAUAGGAAUCGUAAAAAGGAAUUAAGACUAUUGACUUCUGAAGGGAAAUAAUUUCAUAUUAAACGGUUCUGUUGUUUACUUGGUUGCUGUGCAACUUGGGUCUUUGUGCCUCACCUGUUACUCCGCGCAUCUACCACAGCCGCUGUAGCAAUAAGAUCGUCUCCACACCUUUACUACUUUGGAUAUAUAGAAGCUGACGAUGAUGGCAAAUAUAAUAACACGACUAUUAUUACUAUUAUAAGUCACUAAGUCCCUUCCCCUCUCUCGAAAGAACGAACUUCUAAUAAUAAUGUUUCGAACAUUUUAGCCUUUUCUUUUGCAUGUGUAUAAAAUAUUAGCUUUCUAAAAUUGCUAGAAAAUAAUUGAAUAGUAAUGUUUAAAGGGUUUCGAACAGAAAGGUGCCGAAAAUGGAGACAUUGGCACUGUUUUCAUUGGAAGUUGUUAUAGAAAAAUUGUAUGUGCCGGGAGUGACAUGUCGGAUUCCUAGUAUUGUCUGUAAGUUGCUAGAUUUCCCCGUUCUUACAAUAAAUCUCAUUGACGCUAAGUCUGCUGACAAAAUGAGGAAGACUCUUACAGCGGACCCCUUGUGGCCGAUACCAAGCCAGUUUGAUUGUCUUAAGGACCUUGAAGACACAUUCGUUUUCAAACGUGGUAAGUCUUGUCUGUUUAAAAUGUCUCCGGAGAACCUUACACACCACUUAUGCAAUGUCCCUCUGUAUUUGUUAGUGUUAGAUAGUUUCCCAGAUACUCCUAAAUUGUUGGGUAGUGUAUCCCUUCCUUUGGAUACGGCAGUGAAACGAGUUUGUUCAGAAUUUGAUGAGGAUAGGUUUAAUGUCCCCAAAGUGUUUGCAAAUAAAGGACUGUUGCGAAUUUACAGUCUAAUGGGGAAAGAAAUUGGUUAUAUGACUGUUGGGUACCGCCUUUUGUGUUUGGGAUCAACCCUUUUGACCCACAUUACAGAGAAGGAACCCAAGGAUACAGCAGAUACUGUCUAUAGUUCUACAAAUGAGAACGAUCGUGAGAAUAAAGUGGAUGCAAAGAAAUCAGUAGAAAUUCAGACAGAGAAUCGAGACCCAGGCCAGCAAUAUUCUUCCUCAACAGUUGAUAGUGAUAAACCAGUGAGUGGCCGAGAAGCAACUAUCCAAGACGAAGAGGUGCAGUCUAAUAUAACAGCAGAGAAGGAAGUCAGUAUAUAUUUAUGUGAACCUUCAGAAAAAGAGAAUUUAACACAGAAUAACAUAGAAAAUAAUGAAAAUUCAAAUAAAACACAAAAGAACAUAGAAAAUACUGAAGACUCAGAGAAGAUUUUAGAACGUAUUAAGGAAAGUGCAAAUGAAAACACAUUCUUUGAGCAUUAUCACCCACCACCUAUGUUUUAUCAUAAUGAUGGAAAACCAUCAUUCCAUAUUCCUGUGCCAUCACAUGAAGAACUAAAUCAGCUUUACAUGAACAGAGCUGAUGGAGAGUCAGAUAUUUUCAAUGAAGACAUACAAAGUGACUUUCAGGAACACCAACCUACAAACUCUGGCAGUUCUUUGCCUUUGCCCUUUGUGCAAAAUAAUACAAGUGAUGAAUACACUUUUGAAAGUAAGUUUCCUUUAUUAACUGGUAUUCUUAAAGAACUUAGCUCUGUAGAUAUUCCUUCAUUAACCAGUCAAAUUUGUUGUAGCAUCAAAGAACAGGUUCCUUGCAAGAAUUACUUGUCAGAAGGGACUCAAACUAGCAAGAAAGAUACUCUGGCUGAGAAGAUGAAGAAAGCAAUGUUAAAACAAGGGAGUAGUGCCACAUGCAGAGACUGGAUCCGGACGACGCCUCGGAUUACAAGUACAAAAUCUUUAUUGCAAUAUGGAUUAACAAGAACCUAUACUUUGAGGCUAGAAAAAAUUCGCUCCCAAAAAGAGGAGUCUGCCAAGAAGGAAGCUAGUAGAAUUGGUCAGAAAGCAAGAUUUGUUAAUGUCAUGAAGAAUGUGAGUGACACAAGAGCUGUAGUGGAAGAAAAACAAUUAGUCGAUACAUCUAGGACACCAGAGGCAGAAGUGGAAACACCAGAUGAAAAAUCUUUUAAAACACAUGAAACUGUUACAAUAAAAGAAGAUAAAAUUAUAAUUGAAGAAGAACAAGUUGUACAUUUGGGAAAAGAUCAGGAGAGUUUGAAGGAAGAAUCCAUUAUCACUUCAUUAAGUAUAGACGAGAAAAAAUCUGUUAAAAUCUCUCAGGCUUCGGUUUCAACUGCUGGCAGCAUCAAUAAAAAUGAUGAGGAACGUAGUUCCAACGUUGCUGAUAAUGUCAGUGAAAAUCAUGAAGAACCUGAUUCUGGCAGUGCUGAAGAAAUUCCAAAUAUUCAAAAUGAAGUUGAGGCUAGCAAACAUUCUCAAAUAGAAGACUAUAAAUUGCAAAUGAGAGAGGUAACAGACACUGAUGUUAACUCAGUGAGCCAUGAUUCAAUAUAUAAAUCUGAUAGAGAAGAAACAUCAACUAUUGAUACCAUUUCCUCAGAGGCAGAUAUAACAGACGAAGAAUUUGUUCCCCAAAAAAUAACUGAGUCUUUUUCAAAGUUAGAAAAAAUGAAAAGUUCAACAGAGGAUCAUGAUAAUAUGAGUGUGGAUAGUAAAAUAUCUCAAAUUUUGUUUCCAACUGAUAGGAGUUCUAAAAGAGUUUUACCAAUGUUGAAUAGAGAAUCAAUUAAUACAGAGUCUGUGAGUUCUUAUAAACCGAGUGAUGAGAAUAUCUGGUGGCAUACAAGUGGAGACCAGGAGGUGGAGUAUUCCGAUGACUUUUCUUCUACUUCAUCAACCAAAUCAAAGGCUAGUACUGAACAGCCAAAGAACAUACUGAGGUCUGAGAACAAACUGGGAUAUACCAUUUGGUGAUCAUAAAAUUAAAAAAAGCUGUCACAGAACUUUAAAUAUUCAGCAUUUUAAUUGUAUUUGUUUAUUUUUAAAUAUUUGAUAAAACUUUCAACUCAUCACAAAAACAUUUCACAUUAUGAAAUACAUUAUUGCAGAUGUUGACAUUAAACUUUAAACCCAGCUCAGGGAUCUGCUAGAAUGGUUCAAAAUAUUUUAACCUUUUACAUAAGUCUGAAAUAUUGAAUUUUUAAGUUACAUUUGUUUAAAUUAUGCAAGAUUGCAUUUCCUAAAAAAAAAUUACUGUUCAUAUAUUUUCUUAAAUAAUUAUAUUUACACCAAUAAAUAUUUAUAACAUA